CACACACAAAGAUCAGGAAGUGCUGUCUUGAGUUGUGUGCUAGUCGGCGGAACUGGCUGUUUGAUGUGAGGAUGUGUGUGUGUGUCAGUGCAUGUUAAUAAAGGAUCUAAUGACUUUGGUCUGCUGACACCCUGAACACCCCCGAAUGGGCCCUAACAUUCAAGUGCAUUAUGGGCUCCAGGAUAAAAGAAAACCCUGAAAAAACAUUCUACUGGUUCUUUCAAGCCUCAUGUCCAAUUGCCAGAGAUAAAGAUCCUGAUGUGCUGUUUCAGUUCCCUGAAGACUUUAAUGAUGAGGAGUCUCUGCAAUGCUUGCCUCGCUUCUGCUUCCCUUAUGACAUAGAGAGGGUGAAGGACACUGUUGCUGUGCAGCACUUCACAUUCGUCUUGACCGAUCUGGAAGGAUGCCAGCGCUUCGGUUUUUGCAGACUCACGUCCAGCUCUCAGACCUGCUUGUGCAUCCUCAGUUAUUUGCCCUGGUUUGAGGUGUUCUACAAACUUCUGAAUAAUCUAGCCGACUACUCAACGAAAGGACAGACCAACGAGAUGAAAGAGCUGCUCUCGGUCCUCUACAAGCACCCCGUGCCUCCAGCCAAUGGCUCCAUCACGCUGCAGAUGGGAGGGAAGCUAAUGAUUGGAAGCCAUAAGCCUGGCAUCAGUGGACACACCCCUAAAGGGGAGGAGUCAGAGGGGAUCCCGUACUUCAUCGCGCCAGAUCCCAAAGCCCUGCCCUCUAUUCCAGAAAGUAGGAACCUGACGGAGCUGGUGGUGGCGGUGGAUGUGGGAAACCUGUUGCAGCUCUAUGCCAGCAUGUUGUUUGAGAGACGGAUCCUUAUUUAUUGCAGCAAACUCAGCACUCUGACGGCCUGCAUACACGCGUGUAACGGAAUGAUGUACCCCAUGUACUGGCAGCACAUCUUCAUCCCAGUGCUGCCUCCUCAUCUGCUGGACUACUGCUGCGCUCCGAUGCCGUACCUCAUUGGAAUUCACUCCAGCCUGGCAGAGAGAGUGAGGAGUCGAGCUCUGGAGGACGUGGUCAUACUGAACGUGGACACCAACACCCUGGAGUCGCCCUACGAGGACCUGAAAAAGAUCCCGGCCGAUGUGGUUGCGGGACUGAAGGUCAGGCUGAAGAAACAGGCGGCGGCGGCCGGGUCAGGGGUCGCACACGCUUUCCUCCGAGCCCAGGCUCUGCUGUUCGGAGGAUACAGGGAUGCCUUACAGUCGCCUGCUGAAGGGCCGGUGGUCUUCUGCAAUGAGCUGUUUCUCAGUCACAAGUCUCAAAGCAUGCGGGAGUUUCUGGAGAGUGCGGUUCACCUGCAGUGUUUCAAAGAGUUUAUUGAUGGCCGGCUGAAAAUGCUUGACCAGGGCAAAGAGCCGGAUGACGUGUUUGAGGAAGAGGUGCUUCAGUGUGGUGCUUCAUCUGGUGGCUCUAAACUGCGAAGGCAAUGGGUGGGAAAUUUAAAGAAAGGGGGUGGAGCUCUGAUUGUGACAUGGAAGACUACAGCGAACAAAGCAACCAAAUACCACAGCAAAUUUGGGCUGAAAAACCUCCUGUCAUCAAAAGACCAAAGUGAAGCUCAUAUGCUACAGAGGGGCGGGUCUGUGUGUGAACCGCACACGUAUCGCCUCCUCCAAUCAGACUGCCUUCAGAAUCGUCUACCAAUCACACAGCACUUUGGCAGGUCUCGACCACGCCGGCCGACACGCAAGCAUCCCAGCCACCAGGGCAAUGAACAACAGACAGAGGAUGACAACACCACCUAUGAGGACAGUGUAACAGAAAGUCCUGAGCAGUGCUCUGGCACCAGCGACUUACAGGAAGAGGAUGAUCUCUCUCUUUUGGCUGACCCAGAGGAGAUGGACCUGCUCGGUGAGAUCUUCGACACACUGAGUUCCCAGAGCUCCAGAGAGCCAGGUUUACUGUACGGCACACGCAGCCUCGACCUCUUCAGUUCCGACAGCAGUGAAUUCAUCUCACAUAAAAGUCUGACCAAUCCAAGUCAGGAGAGUCUAAGUCCCUCUUUUGGAAACAGCGGAAGUCUUGUGAGCUGGGGGGAGGAGCUAGAGGAGGGGCCUGGUGAUGAGGGGGAGGAGCCUGAUGUCCUGAUUGACAGGCCAGAAAAUGAGCUUAACGAAUUAGAGAAAGACUUGACCGAGUUAGGGGAAAAUCUGUGUUCAGAUCUACAAAUUCUAGAAGAUGCUUCUUUGGAUCCCGAAGUGGGUUCUCAGGAGCAGCAAAAUGACAGCUGGCUGAAAAAUGAUGGACAAAUGAAUGGAACAAUGGAGGAAAGCUUGGAAACCGAGACAGUAGGUACAGAGAGGACAGGGAUGCAACAUGACAAAGAUGAACUUCUGAAAGAGCAUAAGAUGACAAAUGACUUGGGCUCAAACGGACCAACAAAUGAAGGAAUUACCGCCACUUUUUCUCACAGUGUAAAGAUAGACAAAAGAGAAGAGCCAGAUAAGAAGAGAAUUGAACCUCUAUCACCAAAUAUUUUGUCUACCGUAGCUCUGUUUCAGUCCUCGGCUGACUCUUCUGGUUCCCGAGAGUGGGAUAAAUCUCUAAAAACUCCCAUCAGGACCCACAAAAUCAAUGCGGGAUCAAUGACGGGCCUGCAGACUGGAGAACAAAGCAUGAAAUCACCCGUUUCAUCAACACCAGAAGAACAAACCCAGGCUCCCGUUAAGGUCUCAGAGCUGAAGAAGAGAUUCGAACAUUAGAUCAUCACAAAUCAAGCAUACUGAAGCGAAAUUAUACUGAAGGACUGAAAAUGACUUUUUUAGAAUGUCAAUUACAAGCCUACAUGAUACAACACUUGCACCAUAUUUUGAUUCUUGUGAGGCAACAUUGCAGAGUCAAGUUCGAUAGGUGUUCCAUACUGAACUUUGAGAUUGUGGAAGGUUAUUUGUCUCAUGCACCUGUUUGUUAAAACUUAACACUGACAUCAGUCAAUAUCGAUUCAAAGGCAAUGCAAGUCAUUCCAGUUUGGUGAAGGAUUGCUUUUCCUUUUGGAAUAAUGUACACUGAACGUGCAUUAAAGUAAAUCAGGUCGAUUUUAACUUUCAUUGUAGCUAAAUGCAGUAUGUUAUCAAAAUAAACUGAUAAAUGCACCAUUUCUGACCAAUAAAUAAAGUCCAACGCUUUUUUAUACAAAUAUAUUUAAUCAUUUAUAAAAGACCUUAUCAGAGAGCGCAAAGCACCAGCUGCUUACUCAGAGCAAAUAUUGACACAGCCAAAACCAAAAACUCUCGAAUGAAACUGAGGACAAGGUUGUUUACUCACAGAUGCAUUUUAAUUAAUCAUACACAGUCACUGCAUCACGUUAUGAUCAACACGUAUGGAUGUUACAGACAGUACAGAAAUGCAAGUCUAAUACAAAACAUUUGGCAAAGUGCAGUAUAUAUUUUUCUCUCCACCUUUGAAAAAAAUAAAAAAUAAAACUACAACAUAACAUUCACUUUUGGUCAUUUGAACUAUUCAGUAUGACAGUGGUAAACUGUUUUGGAGGUAAAGCUGCCAUGUGACUCCUUCAUAAAGACUCUCAGGUGAGUAAACAAAGUACAGAUGAAGUAAACAAAGUCAAACUGGUUGGGCUGUCCAUGUAAACCAUCUGGCUCUUUUACUUUUGGUAAAUGCACUUCCCAGUGUCUUCGGAUACCCCAAGUGUGAUAGCAAAACCUCUUCAUGCAUUCUUGGAUGGAUUUGUCAGCAUUAGCAGUGCAUUGCGAUGUGAAAGCAUUCUCACCUCUCUCUCAAAAAUGCCAAAUAAAUACCCACCACCACUUCAAA
Cyprinus carpio (common carp) is the source of this 3792-nucleotide messenger RNA. Its product is annotated as DENN domain-containing protein 1B-like. NCBI's taxonomy places the organism in Eukaryota, Metazoa, Chordata, Actinopteri, Cypriniformes, Cyprinidae. The record is from RefSeq and is a predicted model, not a curated record. Gene Ontology annotation, molecular function: phosphatidylinositol phosphate binding; guanyl-nucleotide exchange factor activity. Gene Ontology annotation, biological process: endocytic recycling; endocytosis. Gene Ontology annotation, cellular component: cytosol; intracellular membrane-bounded organelle.